This is a messenger RNA of Saccostrea echinata, 1249 nucleotides long. RefSeq lists its product as uncharacterized. The record is from RefSeq and is a predicted model, not a curated record. Gene Ontology annotation, cellular component: nucleus; chromosome. NCBI's taxonomy places the organism in Eukaryota, Metazoa, Mollusca, Bivalvia, Ostreida, Ostreidae. The transcript has 3 exons. Bases 295 to 1155 code for a protein of 286 amino acids. Gene Ontology annotation, biological process: cellular response to ionizing radiation; DNA damage checkpoint signaling; recombinational repair.
CCUUAAUAUUGCACAUCUAAAUAUACAGUCUAGGUUCUGAAUCGAAAAGUUUGGUAUAUUGAAAGACAGUUCGUGUGAUAAAAUCAAAAAAAAGUGUUAGGGAAUACAUUAAAAACAAAUAAUGCUUAAAUAGUGCAAUCAAAAAACUUGAAUAUCUACAUUAACCAGUUAACACAUGUUCCUCCUGAAGAAACUUUUCAGCUAGUUUCUAAUGGAGUGUGCUCUAUUUAUUUUUUAUAGCUGACAAGCUCAGACAGUGCAAUUGAUGAGCUUUUGAUCUGUAUUAAAAGAAAUAUGCCAAGAAGGAGGAAGAAAUCAUCCCAUCUCAAAGCUCCAUUAGUAUUUACUGAAAGUCCUGUAAACAAACAGAGAAAUUUGCCAACCCCUGUCUAUUGUGCUCAGCACCCAGUAACUGUUGCACAGCACAGCACAAGUAAUGUUUCUUGGGUAUCUCCUCAGUUUAAUGGUGUCCCAGGAACAGUAAGGGGGCAGCGGAGGGCUCGCAGAAGAAGAAUAUCACCCCCAUCUUUACUUGACAACAAAGCUCCUUGCACUUGUCAGGGCAGAAGUAAUUCUAAAUCACCCAGAUUCACCAGACUUAAGAAAAAGACAAAGUUUGCUUCCCUUCAGUUUGUAGGGGAGAAAACUCCUCCAGUCACAGUCAUAGAGGAUGUCAAUUUCACAGACUGUGAAGAUGAAAGUGUGGCAUUCAAAGAAAAUUCCCCAGAAAAUGGACAUAGGAAAGAAAUUUCAUUGUCACAUAGGGACAGCAAAAAGAAAAAGGAAAAUAUGGACCCACAUUUAGGAAGGUGUGGUGUGUGUGAAUUUAUGGCAAAUCCAGGAGUGAUUAAAACUCCAGAACUAGGUGAAGUGCAUUCUGUGACACCUGAGUUACAUUCACCUACAGUACCUGUAAAAAGAUUGUUCACUGGAUUAUCUCCAGCCAAUUUAUCAAACUCUCACAAUCAAAAACUUAGAAAGAAAGGAGGGAGGCUAAAAGAACAGCUUAAACAGAACUUAGCGGAAAUGUCUAGCAUUUCUACCCCUAACAGAGGGGCACCACCAGAAGUGUUAGUGGCUGACACACCUGAGGCAGAAUAUGGACUAAACACUCGGGUUCGAAGGUUAAGGAGAAGAAACAUUCAUGACAUUUAAAGUAUUUAUUGAUGAUCAAGCUCUCAAAUUAAAUUUGUAAACUGAUAUUUUAUGUUUCUUGAAUCUACAGCAAAACAAUAUGAAGUAAAUGUUU